AUGGAGGACCCCGCGGCACCCGGGUCCGGGAACCCGCCUGCCAAUGGCUAUGGCAACGGCAACGGCGGCGGCAGAGGGAAGCCGGCGGCGCCUAAAGGCCGGGAAACGUUCAGAAGCCAGCGGCGGGAGUCGGAGGGCUCUGUGGACUGCCCUACCCUGGAAUUUGAGUAUGGAGACACAGAUGGGCACGCAGCAGAGUUGUCAGAAUUGUAUAGCUACACUGAACACCCGGAAUUCACCACUAACAGGAGGUGCUUUGAAGAAGACUUCAAGACCCAAGUACAGGGUAAGGAGUGGCUGGAGUUGGAGGAAGAUGCCCAGAAGGCCUAUGUGAUGGGACUCCUGGAUCGGCUGGAGGUGGUCAAUAGGGAACGGCGACUGAAGGUGGCCCGAGCUGUUCUCUACCUGGCCCAAGGCACUUUUGGGGAAUGUGAUUCAGAAGUCGAUGUACUCCACUGGUCCAGGUACAACUGCUUCCUGCUCUAUCAGAUGGGGACCUUCUCGGCCUUCCUGGAGCUACUCCACAUGGAAAUCGACAACAGCCAGGCCUGUAGCAGUGCUCUUCGGAAACCAGCCAUCUCCAUUGCUGAUAGCACAGAGCUCCGGGUGCUGCUGAGUGUCAUGUACCUAAUGGUGGAAAAUAUCCGCCUGGAGCGAGAGACAGACUCCUACGGGUGGAGGACAGCCCGGGAGACCUUCCACACUGAACUGAGCUUCUCCAUGCAUAAUGAGGAGCCUUUUGCCCUUCUGCUUUUCUCUAUGGUCACCAAGUUCUGCAGCAGCCUGGCUCCCCACUUCCCCAUAAAGAAGGUCCUGCUUCUGCUCUGGAAAGUAGUCAUGUUUACCCUCGGUGGAUUUGAGCAGCUGCAGGCUCUCAAAGUACAGAAGCGGGAAGAAUUGGGCCUGCCUCCACUGGCUGAGGACAGUAUCCAGGUGGUGAAGAGCAUGCGUGCUGCCUCCCCGCCCUCUUACACUCUUGACCUGGGGGAGUCUCAGCUGGCACCACCACCCUCCAAACUGCGAGGCCGCCGUGGUUCUCGAAGGCAACUCCUUACUAAGCAGGACAGCUUGGACAUCUACAACGAAAGAGAUCUCUUUAAGACUGAGGAACCAGCCACAGAGGAGGAAGAGGAGUCUGCUGGCGAUGGAGAGCGUACCUUGGAUGGAGAGUUAGACUUGCUAGAGCAGGACCCUCUAGUACCACCUCCACCCUCACAGGCACCCCUCUCUGCUGAGCGGGUGGCCUUUCCCAAGGGCCUACCGUGGACCCCAAAGGUCAGACAGAAGGACAUUGAACACUUCUUGGAGAUGAGCAGGAACAAGUUCAUCGGAUUCACUCUGGGGCAGGACACAGAUACCUUGGUUGGAUUACCCAGGCCCAUCCAUGAGAGUGUGAAGACCCUCAAGCAGUACAAGUACAUCUCCAUCGCAGAUGUUCAGAUCAAGAAUGAGGAGGAGCUAGAGAAGUGCCCCAUGUCUUUGGGGGAAGAGGUAGUACCAGAGACGCCGUGUGAAAUCCUCUACCAGGGCAUGCUGUACAGCCUCCCCCAGUACAUGAUUGCUCUACUUAAGAUUCUACUGGCUGCAGCCCCUACCUCCAAGGCUAAGACAGACUCUAUCAAUAUCCUGGCAGAUGUCCUGCCUGAGGAGAUGCCCAUCACUGUUCUCCAGAGCAUGAAGUUGGGCAUUGAUGUGAACAGGCACAAGGAGAUCAUUGUAAAGAGUAUCUCUGCCCUGCUCCUGCUACUCCUCAAACACUUCAAACUGAAUCAUAUCUACCAGUUUGAAUAUGUAUCACAACAUUUGGUAUUUGCCAACUGCAUUCCAUUGAUCCUGAAGUUCUUCAAUCAAAAUAUCUUGUCCUACAUCACUGCCAAAAACAGUAUCUCGGUCCUGGAUUACCCAUGCUGUACCAUCCAGGAUUUGCCAGAGCUUACUACGGAGAGUCUGGAAGCUGGAGACAACAACCAGUUCUGCUGGAGGAACCUCUUUUCCUGCAUCAACCUUCUGAGGCUGCUCAAUAAACUGACCAAAUGGAAGCAUUCCAGAACCAUGAUGCUGGUAGUGUUUAAAUCUGCUCCAAUCUUAAAGCGGGCCCUCAAGGUCAAACAGGCCAUGCUGCAACUUUAUGUGCUGAAGCUGCUAAAAAUACAGACCAAGUACCUCGGGCGCCAAUGGAGGAAAAGCAACAUGAAAACCAUGUCAGCCAUUUAUCAGAAAGUACGCCACCGCAUGAAUGAUGACUGGGCUUAUGGGAAUGACAUCGAUGCCAGGCCGUGGGACUUCCAAGCAGAAGAAUGCACCUUGAGGGCCAACAUUGAGGCUUUUAACAGCCGCCGGUAUGACAGACCCCAGGACUCUGAGUUUUCACCUGUGGAUAACUGCCUGCAGAGUGUGCUGGGGCAGAGGUUGGAUCUGCCUGAGGAUUUCCACUACUCAUAUGAGCUCUGGCUGGAGAGAGAGGUUUUUUCACAGCCCAUCUGUUGGGAGGAGCUGCUCCAGAAUCACUGA
This is a messenger RNA of Lipotes vexillifer (Yangtze River dolphin), 2511 nucleotides long. RefSeq names its product striatin interacting protein 2 (gene STRIP2). Bases 1 to 2511 code for a protein of 836 amino acids. The transcript has 21 exons. Gene Ontology annotation, cellular component: cytosol. The record is from RefSeq and is a predicted model, not a curated record. Lineage: Eukaryota; Metazoa; Chordata; Mammalia; Artiodactyla; Lipotidae. Gene Ontology annotation, biological process: cytoskeleton organization.